AAACAUAUAUAGACUGCAAAUUUAAAUAGAUUUACAUUUCUUUGAUAAGCCUAAACCCAAAGCAUACCUUAAUUGGAGCAAUGAUAUAAAAAAGCGACCGCAACGCUGUUGUGCCGCAACGCGCAAUUCAUUUCACACCAAAGACCGUUUCAUCGAAUCUUAGCCGUGCAAUAGGUAAAGGGCAGGCAAGCAUAUAAAAAUGUUUGCUACGCUAAAAAACAAAAUUAAGGAGGAAACUGGCGAAGAUGUGUCCACGUCGGCAAGCCAGUCACACCAGCGGCACAAUAAUAACAAUAUUAAUAAUUAUCGCAUACGCAGCCGUCGUGUGAGCAUCAAUUCGAACGUAGCUGACGACACGGGCGGAGCCUACAACGAGUCGGAACAGUUGUGCCAGCUACGCAGCCAAUGCAAUGAGCUAUCCUCUAGGGUGGCUUGCCUCACCCAAAGCUUGCAACAGCUUCAGGAGGAGAAGACGCGAGUGGAUAAGACGAAUGAAAUUUUAUUGGAAACCGUGCGAGUAGCCCAAACCCAAAAAGACCUUUAUUGCGAGGAACAGGAAAAGAUACAAACACUGCAACAAAUCGAAAUUGAUAAGCUGAAAAGCUUACUCGGCUUUCGCGAACAGGAAGCCGUCGAUCAUAUGAAUGCCGUACGCCAAUAUCAACAACAAAUCGAGAACUUUAAUCAGGAGCUGGAACGUUUGCGCAAUAUAGAACCCAUUGCUGAGGAUCUGCGCGAUGAGUUGGAGCAGCUGCGACAUGCCACACAGCAGGAGAAGAGUCUAUUGACCACAACACUCGCUGCCGUGCAGGAGGACAAUCGUAAUAUGAAAAUGCGUAUGAAAAUUGUGGAGGAGCUUCGUUUGGAUGCACUGCCUCAUUUAAGCACAGAACAACAAGUGCAGGCACUUGUACAGGAGCACAAACUAUUGGAGCAGCAUCUUGAGGAAGCACACUUGCAGCUAUCAGACAUCAAGAGUUCAUGGAGUGGCCAAAAUUUUGCGCUCGAGAAGCAAGUGAGUCGCCUCUCCCAACAGGUGGCCGAGGAAACGACCGAAAAGAGAAAAGCCUUAAAGGCAAGAGACGAGGCCAUAGAAAAUUUUAAACAAGUUUCAUUUGAGCUCGAGAAAGCCAAAAUUGAGAUCAAACAAAGAGACGACAAGAUUAAAUUGUUGGAGGACGAGCUUGAUGAGCUGAAUGUUGCUCUGAAGGAAUGUCGCGAAGAGAACGAACAGCAAAUUCUAUUCGAACGCAACAAAUCUGAAACGCUAGCAGCUGAAGCUAAAGAUUUGAAAAUUCGCCUUACAACCGCUGACGAAAGAUUUAGUGAAUAUGUGAAAAAUGCCGAGCAAAUUGCGCAAAAGUUGCGUACUCAAGUUAUGGAGAAGCAAGAAAUUCUGGGUGAGACGCAAAUGAAAUUGGAAGUAGAGCGGGAGGAGAAAUUGACUGCGCUUCUACGAAAUGCGGAGAUUUCGCAGAGCGAAGAGUUGCUGAAGAAGGAGUUGCGGAUGGAGCAAACGGAGUCCAAUGAACUGCAUGACAAGAAUAAGCAACUCGAGCACGAUCUGCAAGAGGCAAAACAGGCAUUGCAUUUACUCAAGGAUGCAGCGGAGCAAAGUGCUAGUGAUCAGGCUAAAUAUGAGUUGAGCCAGCGUGAAAUUGCAGAGAAGAAUAAGAUAAUAAAGACAUUAAAUCAACGUUUGGGGGAUCUCAAGAAGACGCUGCAAAAGGAGUUUCGCAGCUCGCAAAUGGCAACCAUCGAUGUGGAUACGGAUCAAGUAACACCCGCCUUUAGAGUGACCAAUGCUCCCAUUGAGAACUUUCAAUCAGACAACAAGCCCAAUUGCAUUAUAAUGGACGAAGUAAAUUUUAAGUAUUUAAAACAUGUCAUUGUCAAAUUUUUGACUAGCAGAGAGGUCGAGGCACGUCAUCUGGUGAGGGCAGUUUCCACUUUGUUGCAGCUUUCCCCGGAGGAGGAAAAACUUUUGCACGAUACGCUUAAUUGGAAAAUGAGUUGGUUUGGCGUGAAACCGAGCUAAACCUUAUCACAGCUCAGUGAUAAAUGCAUUCAAUUAAAUGUGCAAUAAUUGA
This is a messenger RNA of Drosophila navojoa, 2090 nucleotides long. RefSeq names its product Golgin 97 (gene Golgin97). Gene Ontology annotation, biological process: vesicle-mediated transport. NCBI's taxonomy places the organism in Eukaryota, Metazoa, Arthropoda, Insecta, Diptera, Drosophilidae. The record is from RefSeq and is a predicted model, not a curated record. Gene Ontology annotation, cellular component: membrane; Golgi apparatus.